UCUUAAUAACUAGAACUCACCGACAUUUCAGAAAAUUUCUGGAAUCGGAAAAGUAACAAUGAAGCUGAUUAUCACAAAAGGGUCUCAAACUACUACACCUGAAAUCUUGUUUAAAGACAUUUCAGCUGUCGAUCUUGACAUGAUUGCUAGUCUAUGAGACCCCAGCUUCAUUGCUGCAUCCAUGAUGCUGCAGACGAGUUUGGAUGCUCUGUCAGAACAUUUCUGUGUCUGUCCUCAGCAGAUCCCGACAAGUGACAUCGAUGCUGUGCAAGAGUGUUCGACGAACGAAGGCUCUCCGAACAACAAAGCUGCAUUCAGAAGAACCCGAAUCAGCAGCAUGCACUUUGACGAUAAAGUGGGCACUCUCAGACAAGCUCUGAGUGUGUUCCACAAUCCUGAUGAAGUAGUUUUUAUGAGCAACACCAAAGGAAAAGACAGGAUCAACGCCAGCGUCAAAAGAUCCAAAUACAUCGGGGUCUGCAAGAAUGGGCCUCACUGGCAAGCACUAAUUUCAAUAAACAAGAAGAAGACUUACAUCGGCACUUACCAGACGCAGGUGCUGGCAGCCAAAGCCUACGACUUGUACUGCAUGUUGCUGCAGGGACUUAAGGGGAAGACGAACUUCUGCUACACGAAAGCAGAAGUAGAGGAGAUGAUUGACAACUAUGUUCAUCAAGGCAAGAACGAAAAUAUUUCAGUUUAACCUAUCCCGUUAAAUCUCUACCUUAGCUAAGCUUCCCGUUCUUAGCUAAAAUUCCUUAUAAGAUACAUCAUUUUCGAUAUUUGUUUCUUCCA
This is a messenger RNA of Moneuplotes crassus, 795 nucleotides long. The record is from the annotation of a GenBank genome assembly. Lineage: Eukaryota; Ciliophora; Spirotrichea; Euplotida; Euplotidae.